This is a messenger RNA of Diplodia corticola, 1032 nucleotides long. Its product is annotated as septum-promoting gtp-binding protein 1. Gene Ontology annotation, molecular function: GTP binding; GTPase activity. NCBI's taxonomy places the organism in Eukaryota, Fungi, Ascomycota, Dothideomycetes, Botryosphaeriales, Botryosphaeriaceae. The coding region runs from base 1 to 1032 and encodes 343 amino acids. The record is from RefSeq and is a predicted model, not a curated record. The transcript has 4 exons. Gene Ontology annotation, cellular component: spindle pole body. Gene Ontology annotation, biological process: regulation of exit from mitosis.
AUGGACUCCCCAGCAGACAACGCGCCGCCCGAGCCCGCUCUCGAGCCUCACGACCCGCCCGUCAAUCUGCCGCUGCAGGACCAGCAGCCCGCCGACCCGGGAGACGAAACCGUAGGUCCACCCGUCACCGCCGUGCCCGACCUGUCCGCUGGGCUCAACGGUGCCGCCUUCAACCCGCCCUCGCCCGAGCACCCGCGUCCCUCAACCUCGUACUCUGACACGGGCUUCAAUCGCCCGUACUCUUCCGACCACAACAGCGCUCCUCACGGCUACCACAACUUUUCCACGCCCUCGGACGCCGACACCCCGCCCCGCUACCAGAACAACGGCUCGCGCCCCAUGUCGCGACCGGGCUCCGGCAUGGCCUACAACCAUUCCGACGGCGGCAGCCGUACCUACCAGGAGCAGAACCAGCGCGGCUCGCAGCAGGGCAUGGGCGACAGGCAAAACACGAGCGUGGUCAUCAAGGUCGGCAUGGUGGGCGACGCGCAGAUCGGCAAGACGAGUCUGAUGGUCAAGUACGUGGAGGGCAGCUGGGACGAGGACUACAUUCAAACCUUGGGUGUAAACUUCAUGGAGAAGACCAUCAGCAUCCGCAACACCGAAAUCACCUUCUCGAUAUGGGACCUGGGCGGCCAGCGCGAGUUCGUCAACAUGCUCCCGCUGGUCUGCAACGACGCCGUGGCCAUUCUGUUCAUGUUCGACCUGACGCGCAAGAGCACCCUGAACUCGAUCAAGGAGUGGUAUAGGCAGGGCCGUGGGUUCAACAAAACCGCCAUUCCCUUCCUCGUGGGCACCAAGUACGACCACUUUGUCAAUUUCCCGCGCGAGGAGCAGGAGGAGAUCUCCAAUCAGGCGAAACGGUUUGCAAAAGCAAUGAAGGCCAGCCUGAUCUUCAGUAGCACAAGUCACAGCAUCAAUGUGCAAAAGAUCUUCAAGAUCGUCUUAUCAAAAGCCUUCGACCUGCGGUGCACAAUCCCCGAAAUCGAAAACGUCGGCGAGCCGCUUCUGCUCUACCAGUCCGUCGGCUAA